This is a messenger RNA of Labeo rohita (rohu), 3142 nucleotides long. Its product is annotated as granzyme B-like. Gene Ontology annotation, biological process: proteolysis. The record is from RefSeq and is a predicted model, not a curated record. Gene Ontology annotation, molecular function: serine-type endopeptidase activity. The transcript has 6 exons. NCBI's taxonomy places the organism in Eukaryota, Metazoa, Chordata, Actinopteri, Cypriniformes, Cyprinidae. The coding region runs from base 1772 to 2593 and encodes 273 amino acids.
CUUGAACGCAGGCUGUUGCACCAUGGUUCUUUAUUCUUUUCUUAUUCUCCUUGGUAUCUCUUUGGCUGGUGGGAUGGGGAGUGGUAUUAUCGGAGGAAAAGAGACUAAACCUCAUUCCAGGCCAUACAUGGCAUCUAUUCAGUACAAAAAAGAGCACAAAUGUGGAGGGAUGCUGAUCAGAGAGGAUUAUGUACUGUACCAUUAAAAAUGACUGUACAAAUACAACAUAUCCUCAGACUUAUGUAAAAAUAUCCUACUUCCUCCCCUGGAUUAAAGAGAACAUUAGAUAGAUUAACUUUAACUGUGUAGUGGUUAAUGUGUGGUUGUCUGAUACUCAUCAAAUUAGUUUGUUCCUGCAAAAACUUGUUGCUAAUGUGAUUUCACACCGUUUUGCUCUGAAUGUUCCAAUCCUAUUUGGGAAAUGACCAGGUCUCUAUUGCCUCUUUAUUUAUCUGGCAGAUGAAUAUCAGAGAUGAUAAGAGUUCAUACUUAAGUAAAAUGCAUCUCAUGCUUUCUCAUCCAAUAGUUGACUGAAUUACAAAUUCCAAAACAUUUUGAGGUUGAUAAUUAAAAAACAUGAAAUUAAAUAUAUAACCAUUUAUUAAUAAACAAAAAAUAAACAAAAAUCCUUCCUAAAAAAAAAAUUAAAAAUGUCUAGCUCAUGUGACGCUGGCUGGGUUCUAAAUAACAAGGAGAAAGUGCAUUAAGGUUGCCACAGGAAAUCACUAAGUCUCUUUUUUUAUUUAUAAAUGAAUGGCGGGGGGGCACUGACUGUGUUAUUAAUAAAUGCCAGUCAGAUCUUUCCAGUGUGAACUUUCAUAUGUGACAAAAUAGACUUUGGCUUAUAUACUGAGGUCACUACCAUGACAGCCCUCUGGUGUCAUGACCACAGGAGGGUUAGAGAGUGGUGUUGGUAGCAAAGAGGUUAAACCUCUUUCCGGGCCAUACAUGCCAUCUAUUCAGUAUAGAGGACAACAUAAAUGGAUAAUUACAUACUGACUUUGACUUAUUGUUUUAAAUAAGGACACACAUCUCACAAAAACAAUGCUAUUAUAGAGACAAACAAAUAAAGUGGAGCAAAUGAUUUGGUUUAUCAAGCUAAUGUCAUUCAAAUCCUAAACCUAAAAUUAAAGCUGCUAUAGAACUUCGGUCCACCGGAGGCUCCAAAACAUUGCUCAUGUUGAAAGUUAUAGAUUACCAAACAUAUGCACCAUUACAUAUAUUGAUAAUAUAUCACAUACUGUAUAUGAAAUAGUAAUAGUAUAUAAAAUGGCAGAAAGUGGUGCUGCCAGAAAAUAGCAAAGAUUAACAUACAAAAGGGAAACGAGGUACAAAUGUCAUUAGAGGACAGAAACAACUUUGAAAAUAGUGUUUACAGUCACAUUUCUUGAGUGUUACAAAUAUUUCCUCUUUAAUUGAAAAGCCUGUUUGGCUGUUUGGCUUUUUUGAUGUCACACAUUGUUUGUUUAAUUGCUAACCACAAGAAACGUCCCAAGGACACCAAGACUUCAACCCAGCAUAUAAUUGUAAUAAACAUGAGAUUUGGGAUUAAGGUACUUUUUCAUUUCACUUCAUUUCUUCUCUGAUAACAAUACUAGUUGAGCACAGUAUUUCAUUACUUUUGUUUAUAUGACACCUCUACCACUGCCAUCUUGGUUUUAACUGCUAUUUUAUACACACAUUUAUGGUUUGAGGUAAGAGGGGGAGGAGACACACUGUAACUAGUGGGUGCAGAGAGAGGGUCUGAGCUAUUUAAUAGCGUGCACACUUAAUGCUUAAACUCAGACUGUGCUUCUCAUUCAAGAAUUGCACCAUGUUUCCUUACGUUUUUCUUCUCCUCAUUGGUUUCCCUUUGGCAGGUGGCAUGGAUAGUAGUAUUAUUGGAGGAAAAGAGGCUAUACCUCAUUCUAGGCCAUACAUGGUAUCUAUUCUAAGGGAUAAAUAUCACACAUGUGGAGGGAUGCUGAUCAGAGAGGAUUAUGUACUGACAGCGGCCCACUGUUUGAAUCGCAGUGACUUCCCUAGUCGAGACCAAUUUAAGGUCGUUCUGGGAGCUCACAACAUCAACAAGGUGGAAAGGAGCCAGCAGAGAAUCCCAGUGAUGAAAUUCAUCCGACACCCUAAGUUUGAACAGAACAACAAGAAGAACUACAGCUAUGAUAUCAUGUUACUAAAGCUGAAGAAGAAAGCCAAGCUGAGUGCAUUUGUGAAAGUUAUGCCUCUUCCUAAGAAAAAUGAAAAAACACCAGUUAACGUUAAAUGCUCCAUUGCUGGUUGGGGGUCAAAAGACCCAAAAGAAAUACAGAGAGCAGAUGUGAUGCAAGAAGUCAGUCUCAAACUGCAGGAGAACUCAAAAUGUGAAAAAAUGUGGCAGUAUUUGUUCAAUUCUGAGAGAAUGAUCUGUGGUGUUUCAGAUGGGAAACAUGCUUUUUGUAAGGGGGAUUCAGGAAGUCCUCUUAUCUGCAAGACUAUACCACAAGGAAUUGCUUCAUAUACCAUUGACAAUGACUGUACAAAUACAACAUAUCCUCAAGUUUAUGUUAAAAUCUCCUACUUUGUCCCCUGGAUUAAGAAGAAAAUGAAAAUGAAUUAAUGAAUAAAUAAAUGUAAAUUAGAUUUAUUUUUACAUUAAAAUUGUUUUUCUCUUUUUGACUUUUUUUCAAAAAAGACCUUAGCAUGUAACUAGCAUGAAUGGACAAUAAACAAUACAUUUAUAACAAUAUUUAUUAAUCUUUGUUAAUGUUAGUUAAUAAAAAUACAGUGGUUCAUUGUUUGUUCAUGUUAGUUCACAGUGCAUUAAUUAAUGUUAAAGGGACAGUUAACCCAAAAUUGAAAAUUUGCCCAUUAUUUACUCUCGCCAGGCAUCCUAGGUGUAUAUGACUUCCUUCUUUCAGACGAAUCCAAUCAGAGUUAUAUUAAAAAUUAUCCUGGCACUUCUAAGCUUUAGAAUAUAGACGGGUGUUUCUCUUCAUCAGUCCAUCCAUCCAUAAUAAAAAGUGCCUCACACAGCUAUACCUUUAACAAGCAAAAUUUCUGAUUUUAAUAAUGCAUUAGUAAAUGCUGAAAUUGACAUUAAUAAAUGCUAGAAGUACUUUUAAUUCUUAGUUCAUGUUAACUAAUGUAGUUAACUGAUGUUAACUAA